Molecule: messenger RNA, 320 nt
Organism: Aspergillus wentii DTO 134E9
Lineage: Eukaryota; Fungi; Ascomycota; Eurotiomycetes; Eurotiales; Aspergillaceae
Exons: 1
Coding region: 105-269 (54 amino acids)
Source: RefSeq, a predicted model, not a curated record
AGUAAAAGAAGAAAGAGGGGGAUUAAAAACGAGAAGAUGAUAGAGAGAAAGAUACAAGAAGAGAAAGAAAGGAAGAAUUAAAAAGAAGCAGAAGAAGAAGAAAGAUGGAAAGGGUGGAUGGAAAGAGGCCCAAAAGUCAACUGGUGGGGAUGAAAAGAAGAAGAAAAGAAGGAAGGAAGAAAGAGAAAAAAAAACGGGGGAAUCGAAGGGGGAAAAAGCAGGAAAAAGAAAAACAGGGCAAAAGGCGGAACGGAUAUGAUAUUAUAUGAUGGUUCUGUGUUAUAUAUUCUAUUAUAUCUAUUUUAUAUAUGCUGAUAUUA